AUGGAAAAUCCCCGAGCAGAGAUUCAAGAUGUUGUCAGAUCGAUUACUGAACCCCAGGAUGCGGAAACCGUCUUGAAGAACAUCGACAAGUAUUUUACCGAGGAUGCAUUCAUACUUCAUCCAAUGGCGAAUCAACCAGAGAUGGCCAGAGGAAAGGAUAAUUUGAAAGCCAUAUACUACUUUUUCCGCAAGAUGAGCAAAGAGAACAAGAUUCAUUUCCACGCCGUUAUGUUCAGCGAAGACCUCACCCAAUGCGCAAUAGAACUCACCGAGGAUGUCAUGGACCCUACCUCUGUGUUGCUUCCAGGAUUUACAGUGAGACCUUUAUCGAUUCGGUUUUUGGUGCGAGUAGACCUUAGGCUGGAAGCUGAUGGAAAAUACCGAAUAUGGCGUCAACACGACAAUUUUGUUAGUGACCUAGGAAUGUCAGGCUUCAAGAUAUUUCCCGGAGCCGGCUUGAUCAGCGAUGUGAUCAAGGCUUCCGGGGCCUUGUUCACAAUUGCUCUGGGACGUUACUUUGCCGGGGAUGUGAUAACGCCGCAAAAAGAACGUCGGAUUGACUGA
Messenger RNA from Puccinia triticina, 564 nucleotides. RefSeq lists its product as uncharacterized. The record is from RefSeq and is a predicted model, not a curated record. The transcript has 6 exons. Lineage: Eukaryota; Fungi; Basidiomycota; Pucciniomycetes; Pucciniales; Pucciniaceae. The coding region runs from base 1 to 564 and encodes 187 amino acids.